UUCUGAAGUAAAGAAUGGACAACAUUUACUAACCCUCAUGGCCAUGAAGAUCAAUCACCACUAUGUCUCCAUACCUAGCUUUAUAAAUAAAGUUCAUGCGCAUGGUGCGUACUUAAGUGCAGAGCUGAAUUAUAGUUUAUUUGCAUCCAUCGGCGAAAAACCAAGUAUGGCAGGGGUCCUGUCUGAGGUCCUGUCUGAAGAACAGAUUGCAGAGUUUCAAGAAGCUUUUUGUCUCUUCGACAAGGAUGGAGAUGGCUGCAUCACCAUUGAAGAAUUAGCCACUGUAAUCAGAUCAUUGGAUCAAAAUCCUACUCAGGAGGAAUUGCAGUGCAUGAUCAACGAAGUGGACGUUGAUGGAAACGGAACCAUUGAAUUUGGGGAGUUCUUGAAUUUAAUGGCAAGGAAAAUGAAGGAAAAUGAAGCAGGGGAGGAAUUGAAAGAAGCUUUUAAAGUGUUUGACCAGGACCAAGAUGGUUACAUAUCACCAAAUGAGUUGAGGCAUGUAAUGAUAAAUCUUGAAGAGAGGCUGACAGAUGAAGAGGUAGAUCAAAUGAUCAGAGAUGCUGAUUUGGACGGCGAUGGGUUAAUCAAUUACGAGGAAUUCGUGAGAAUGAUGUUAGCUAUUUGAAUCGAAUUCAAUUAGUUUCCUAUUAAUCAAAUCUGAUGAGAUAUUUGUGAGAGUAUGACCACCCAGAAUGAUGUACUGAUCUGUCUACCAGAAUGAAAUAUAUAUGUAGGUACUUCAAUGAUUUUAAAUAAGCAAAAACGAGGAGUACUUCCUGAUCA
Carya illinoinensis is the source of this 786-nucleotide messenger RNA. Its product is annotated as calmodulin-like. Gene Ontology annotation, molecular function: enzyme regulator activity; calcium ion binding. Bases 38 to 628 code for a protein of 196 amino acids. The record is from RefSeq and is a predicted model, not a curated record. Lineage: Eukaryota; Viridiplantae; Streptophyta; Magnoliopsida; Fagales; Juglandaceae. The transcript has 5 exons.